AUGGAAACAUUGUAUCACCAAACCAAUCAUUUGUUGAAAGAUAUAGAACAAAGUUUUCAACGCUUGGUGCACACGGCUGGACAGCCCGACAACUACGAUGUGGAAAAUGAGAUACAAAUGAAAAUAACCCAGGUCAAUAGUAAUUGUGACCGUUUAGAUGUUCUGCUCUACAAAGUUCCAGUCUCACAACGACCCACGGCCAAAAUGAAAGUUGAUCAAUUGAAGUAUGAUCUGCGACACCUUCAGAGCAGUCUUCAGCUUUACCGUGAAAAAAGACAAAGGAGGCAACAGGAAAUUUCAGAACGGGAGCAACUACUGAGCCACCGUUUUACAGCAAACAACGCAGAAACAUGCUUAGACCUCGACUAUGCAUUGCAGCAUAACCAGCAAUUGGGCAAUGCUCACCAGGGUGUGGAUGAAAUGUUGUCAACCGGCAGCAAUAUCCUUACAAGUCUUGUGAACCAACGAAAUACGCUCAAGGGAGCGCAGAAAAGACUUAUGACCAUAGGCAGUACUUUAGGAUUAUCAAACCAUACCAUGAAACUAAUCGAAAGACGUUUUGUCGAAGACAAAUAUGUUAUGUUUGGAGGCAUGUUUAUAACACUACUAAUAAUAGUUCUAGUUAUAUACUUUGUUGUUUUAUAA
This is a messenger RNA of Musca vetustissima, 645 nucleotides long. RefSeq names its product probable Golgi SNAP receptor complex member 2 (gene Membrin). Gene Ontology annotation, molecular function: SNARE binding; SNAP receptor activity. Bases 1 to 645 code for a protein of 214 amino acids. Gene Ontology annotation, biological process: vesicle fusion; vesicle-mediated transport. The record is from RefSeq and is a predicted model, not a curated record. The transcript has 2 exons. Gene Ontology annotation, cellular component: Golgi apparatus; endoplasmic reticulum membrane; ER to Golgi transport vesicle membrane. Lineage: Eukaryota; Metazoa; Arthropoda; Insecta; Diptera; Muscidae.